AUUCCCACUUCACAUCUCAUUAUCUCUCUCUGUCUCUCUCUCUCCAUAAGAGCCCUAGAAGGUUGCUCUUGUCCUCUUUACACUUUCUUCCACUGCAAUAAAACUUAGAGCUUUUGAGGUAAACUCAGCAAUAAGAAGGUUUCUCUUAGUCAGCUAUACCCAUAAAAAUCAAAGCUUUUUAUAUUCUCAUUUCCCAAAACAUUAGUAUUUGAAAUUCUUGGGGUCAAGGCCAAUAGUAUAUAUCAUGAUGAUGGGAAAAGAGGAUCUGGGUCUAAGUCUGAGCUUGGGAUUUGCACAAAAUCAUCAUCCUCUCCAGCUGAAUCUCAAAUCAACUUCUUCACCAUUGUCCAAUCUCCAGAUGUUUCCAUCGAACCAAACCUUCGUCUCCUCCUCAGAUAAUCACCAAAACCAACAGUUUCUUAGGAAAAUCGACGUGAACAGCUUGCCGUCGACGGUGGAUUUGGAGGAGGAGACAGGAGUUUCUUCCCCAAACAGCACGAUCUCGAGCACCGUGAGCGGCAAGAGGAGGAGCGAGAGAGAAGGAACCUCCGGUGGUGCCGGAGAUCAUGACCUCGACAUAACUCUGGAUCGAUCUUCCUCACGUGGAAGUGGAACCUCCGACGAAGAAGAAGAAGAAUACGGAGGAGAGGCUUGUCGGAAAAAGCUCAGGCUUUCCAAAGAUCAAUCUGCUGUUCUCGAAGACACUUUCAAAGACCACAAUACUCUCAAUCCCAAACAGAAGCUGGCUUUGGCUAAGAAGCUAGGCUUAACAGCAAGACAAGUGGAAGUGUGGUUCCAAAACAGAAGAGCAAGGACCAAACUAAAGCAAACCGAAGUGGAUUGUGAGUAUUUGAAGAGAUGCGUAGAGAAACUGACGGAAGAGAAUCGGCGGCUCGAGAAAGAGGCGGCAGAGUUGAGGGCACUAAAGCUUUCGCCGAGGUUGUAUGGUCAGAUGAGUCCACCGACCACGCUUCUCAUGUGUCCAUCAUGCGAACGUGUGGCCGGACCAUCGAAAUACAACCAACGGUCUGUUUCUUUGAGCCCGUGGCUCCAAAUGGCUCAUGGGUCAACUUUUGAUGUGAUGCGUCCUAGGUCCUAAUUAACUUUCUUCCGGUUCUAUGGGUUAUAAUGCUGUGUGGGUCAUUGUACUUUUUAAAUUAUUGACUCUCGCAAUGUAAGCCUUUUGUCAUUUUAAACUACUAAACCUGAUUAAAUUAGGUAUUCUUGAUGAUAAACAAUACAUAUAUAAAGAAAUGGAAAAAAAAAUUCA
Molecule: messenger RNA, 1270 nt
Organism: Eutrema salsugineum
Lineage: Eukaryota; Viridiplantae; Streptophyta; Magnoliopsida; Brassicales; Brassicaceae
Product: homeobox-leucine zipper protein HAT1
Exons: 4
Coding region: 245-1099 (284 amino acids)
Biological process (GO): regulation of DNA-templated transcription
Cellular component (GO): nucleus
Molecular function (GO): sequence-specific DNA binding; DNA-binding transcription factor activity, RNA polymerase II-specific
Source: RefSeq, a predicted model, not a curated record